CAAUUCCUUUGUACCUUCUCAGGUAUGUUGCAUAGCUUAACCUACAUUCAGUUAAAACGAACGAAUAGUUCAAUUUAAUUUACUUUAAAUAAGAGGAUAUAUAGUUUAAUUUAUUCCCCAAAGUGAAUGCUAUCGGGUCCUUCGAAGGCGGGCGGAGCUAAGUGACCGCCCGCAAGCGCCGCACGCAACGGUGAAACAAGCGCCCUCCUCCUUCGCUUCCUAUAUAGCGCAGGCCGCCCGCAGUAGACGACCGGGUCCCUCAUAAAUGGGGCGAGUGAUGACCGGGACUCGUCUCUCUGUCUCGUCUUGACCGCCUCGGACCUGCUCAUUCCCCGAUGUUUGUGCGGUGGUUGCUGCCUCUGCUCGGGGCUCUGUCCGCGAAAGCCGACUUCUUCCAAUUCGACAGCAUCUCCAAUGUUUCCACUUACUAUUUUAAUUACAUUUAUUGCAAUAUUUGGGAGGGGGAGUGCCAGCCCAACCAGGACGAUGCUACACAACAAGUUCCUACCAGGGACCUGUGGGCAGGUUUUCCUCAGGACUACAUUAGCCUGCUGCAUCAGUGGUACUGUAGCCUGGGCCAGUGCUGUGAAUCUGGAGACUGCAGGAUAACCAACAACAUCACAGGUCUGGCGAGGGACCUUCAGACCAAGCUCCAUGGGCAGCACCUGGCUCAGUCUGUGGUCCUGAAAGCCAUUCAGGGUUUUAUCAACAACCCAGAGUCCAACAAGCCACUCACCCUCUCCUUCCACGGAUGGUCUGGCACGGGCAAGAACUUCGUGGCCCGGAUCAUCGCUGAUAACCUAUAUCGCGACGGGGUGAAGAGCGAGUGUGUCCGCCUGUUCAUCGCCCCCUUCCACUUCCCACAUGCCAGACUGGUGGACACGUACAAGGGCCAGCUGCGGGAGGCGAUCCGGGACAUGGUGCUGCGUUGCCCUCAGACUCUGUUCAUCUUCGAUGAGGCCGAGAAGCUUCACCCAGGCCUCAUCGAUGCCAUCAAGCCCUACAUGGACCACUAUGACAACGUCGACGGGGUCAGCUACCGCAGAGCCAUCUUCCUCUUCCUCAGUAAUAUUGGUGGGGCAACAAUCAACGAUGUUGCACUGGACUUCUGGCACUCUGGUCAGAAUCGAGAGGACAUCGGCAUGGAAGACCUGGAGCAUCGACUACGAACCGAAACUAUGGAGUCUCAAGGUGGAUUUGCACAGAGCGAGCUGAUGUCAGGCCACUUGAUCGACUUCUUCGUGCCCUUCCUGCCUCUGGAGUACCGCCACGUCAAGCUCUGCGCGCGGGACGCCUACGCAGCCCGAGGUCUGGAGACAGACGAAGCUACACUGGAUGAGGUGGCCAAGGCGAUGCUGUAUGUCCCUAAAGAGGAGAGACUGUUCUCGGCCCAGGGAUGCAAGUCCAUACCCCAGAGGAUCAACUUCUUUCUCCCCUAGGAGGAGAGACGGACAUAGAGAGAGAGAGAAAGAGAGAGAGAGAGACCUGGAGGAGGUGCAAGAUCGCUUCACCAGCCCAUCUGCAUACAGAGCCACAGAGGAGAUGUGUCCUCUCUGCUCUGCUCUACGUACUCUCCUCUCCCCACCCCCCGCAGAUACAACAUGUGUCUGUCAAGGUCCCUCAGAGAAGUGCCAGACAGCAGGGCAGGUCCAACGUUGAGAGGGGAAAGCGGUGCGGCUCACCCUGCUGACAUCCGUAGUGUUGCAGGGGGAACGCGUUCAUACCAGACAGUCAUCGUGUGCGGUGUGGCUGCUCUUCUUCACCCACCUGGUCUGAAUCCUCACAGUGUAAAGAUGAAGAAUAAAGGAGAUGGUAUUACCGGUUGUGCAGUGCGUGUCAUAGAGGAACACUGACAUUUUAUCACAUCACAUUAUUUAUGUUAUUUCACUGUGGCCAUAAAAUUUUUAUUUUAUGCUCGUAUUUCAUGUGUGCAUAUUUGCAUGUCAGACAUUGUGCUUAGAUUAGCACUGAUUAUUUAUUGACAUCAUUUGUGCCAUAUUUGAACAUGUUGCUGUACCUUAUUUUGUAGAGUAGUUUAAAUGCACACUUGGUGGUACUGUAAGCCACUUGUAAUGAACAGUAAAUGGCAUUGUGGUGUGAACAGUGUGGAAUGUGUAGCAGCUAACAACAGUGAUGGAAAUGUUACUUGAAAUUGUCGCUGGAAAACGUGUGUGAGACCAGGUGUCAAAAGCACUGAAUCAGCUUUUCUGCAAAUGUGUUUUGGAAUAAUACUUUUAAUAAUUUAUUUUUGAUCUCAGUGAUUUUAAGGUGGUUUGUAUGAGCCUGAUAAAUGUUUUAUUAUUAUCAUCAUCACGGCGUAAUAUACAGAAUUUUACUUUGUUACUUGAGGGCAUAGUUUAUUCAUUGACUUGCUUUAUCUCUGUCAUACACUCACACAGGUCUGAGUUGUUCUACUUAAGAGUUUUUUUUUUUCUCCAAAGCUUCAAGGUUCACAUUACAGGAAGAAUGUGAGAGAGAAAGAAACGAUCUCAGAUACCGUUUUAAGAAAAUAAACGCCCACAGUAAACCAA
Lates calcarifer (barramundi perch) is the source of this 2531-nucleotide messenger RNA. It is a transcript of the gene tor3a, whose product is annotated as torsin family 3, member A. Gene Ontology annotation, molecular function: ATP hydrolysis activity; ATP binding. Lineage: Eukaryota; Metazoa; Chordata; Actinopteri; Centropomidae. The transcript has 6 exons. Gene Ontology annotation, cellular component: endoplasmic reticulum lumen; nuclear envelope. Bases 336 to 1439 code for a protein of 367 amino acids. The record is from RefSeq and is a predicted model, not a curated record.